AUUAUGAGUGCUGCCGCAGAUUCGGACCGUCAUUUUGCAAGAAACUGCCGGCCGACACCCAACCCACGACACCCGACAGAAGCUCGGAAAGGAUGAACGAGAUCGAGGAGAUGGAUGAUCGUGACGCACUAGCAAGGCAUCAGCUUCAGCAUCGAGCAGACUUUGUCGCAAAGUGCUUUGGACGUCUCGCCGAAUGCGACUUCGACCCGGGAUCCACUGAAGCCCCUGAUCUCUCCAUCGGCCGACUGCGUCCAAAGAAAUAUCUCUUGACUGAGCUACACUCCAGCUUGCUACCUGCACUACGACAGCACGUCAUCGGCCUUUGGCAAGCUCUGUCCUACCCACAACGGAUGCCGAGAAACGCCGCGCACAUCCUGCACUACGUGAUAGGGAGCCAACCGGAACUCGAGAUGAUUGUGGAUCGGAUAAUUUGGGUCAUCAAUGAUCUCAUUCCCGGACGAAUACAAAAAUCAAACCAAACAAACGACCAGCACUUCAAAGAGUUCAAACAAUAUAGACUUCACGGCUUAGACACCUCCGCUAGGAGCGAAAUGCAAAAUGAGCUAGCUUCCUUUUUUACGCAAUGCCGUGGGGCCUCCGAACAACUCAUGCUCCCAGCCGGCUACCAGAUUUACGUACAACCUUCAUCUACUAACGACCUCCUUCGGUCAAUCGAUUCCGUCAUCAGAUGGUCCAAGGGUCCCGAAUUACAUUUCAUUUAUGAUCAUUGGAAACUCGCAAUGAAAUCGAUGGAAAAAACGUUGGACGACCUGUUACUUGCGAUGGCACCAGAACACGCACUAUACAGCGAACCAUUCACCGAGCUUGCUCAAACAUUCAUACCAGUCAUCAAACUAUCCAAGUUGUUCUUUAGAAAGAUGACGACCGAUGGAAUGAGCCAAAAGAAUUUACCAUUCUAUACCGAAAUGUCUUCCGACCAACUCAGCUCGUUGAAACGAUCAGCUGACGUAAUCACAGAUAGUGUCAGCCAUUUAUUUUUUUGCUUACCAAGAUCUGACGAGAGGCACGCAAUCUCUAGUGCUACAAUUUUCACCGGUGAAAUCAAGAAGAUCUUGACUCGAUUUCAAUCUUGCUUGUUGCUAGUAGACCUUUAUAUUAUACCUAGAUGCACAGAUAUCAAUGUUUGUUCAUCUCCAACUUCCCUCAAAACAUGGAUUGUCACCUGGAACACUUUACUUUACCAAGCUUCUCACAAUUCUAUCCAAGCUUGUGAAUCAAUUGUAAUAAAUUAAGCAGUAAAUGUUCUUAUUUAGAGUUUCAGGUUUAGAACAUUAAAUAUUUGAGUUUUUAAUGCUUUCCCUUUUUCACUUCCUCAGGAUGAAUCCUGCUAGGUGCAAUAACUUCA
Puccinia graminis f. sp. tritici CRL 75-36-700-3 is the source of this 1366-nucleotide messenger RNA. RefSeq lists its product as uncharacterized. The record is from RefSeq and is a predicted model, not a curated record. Bases 93 to 1253 code for a protein of 386 amino acids. NCBI's taxonomy places the organism in Eukaryota, Fungi, Basidiomycota, Pucciniomycetes, Pucciniales, Pucciniaceae. The transcript is spliced from 2 exons.